Messenger RNA from Brassica napus (rape), 816 nucleotides. RefSeq lists its product as uncharacterized. Bases 1 to 816 code for a protein of 271 amino acids. Lineage: Eukaryota; Viridiplantae; Streptophyta; Magnoliopsida; Brassicales; Brassicaceae. The transcript has a single exon. The record is from RefSeq and is a predicted model, not a curated record.
AUGCGGUAUUGGACAGAUCUAUGGCACCCUUUGGGUAGAUUGAUCGAGGUUGCAGAUGAGAUUGGAACUCAGAAACUGGGUAUAGCGCAUACAGCUUUGGUGAGUGAAGUGUGGAAUGCGGGUCGUUGGGUCUUUCGUCGAUGCCGAGACAGGCAAAUGCGCAAUCUUAUACUAGCAGUCGAAAGCCACACCUUUGAUGAUGAUCACACUGGUCCUGAUAUUGCUCUAUUGAAGCGGGGGACAAAUGAGUAUGGUAAGAGCUUCUCUACUACGGAAACGUGGCAGCAGAUACAUGUGCAUAGCCCUACUACGGCAUGGAGUAAAGUGAUAUGGUUCGCCUUAGGAGUACCUCGUUUUGGAUUCAUUUCUUGGCUUGCAAUAAGGAAUAGGUUAUCUACGGGGGAUCGCAUGUGCGCUUGGGGCCAGACCCAAGGAUGCUUGUUCUGCGGUGAGCCUAACGAGUCACGGGAUCACCUUUUUUUCGCCUGCCCCUACACUUACACGCUUUGGCUAGAGGUAGUAGGAACACUUCUGGGCCGACCUCCUGAUCCAGACUGGGAAACUACACUUCAUCUUCUUGCUACACACAGUUUUGAUCGCCUUACCUAUGCCCUUCUGCGCCUAGUUUUCCAAGUUACAAUCUACAUGGUUUGGAGAGAGAUGAAUGACAGGAAACACCAAAAGAGGUCACGACAAGCUAUCCAAUUGGCUAAGGUAGUUAAGAAAGCCGUGAAAAAUCGUCUACUGUCAGUUAAGUACUGGGAGAAACCUCGGCUGCGAGGUCUGAUGCAGAUCUGGUUCCAUGCACACUCUUAG